CGGAUAUAUUGUGGACGCUCUUUCAGACAUAGAUCCGUUUCAAAAUGCCAUCUGACGUCUUCCAUCCAGAUGUCCUAACAUACCACCAAGGCCUAUGCCAUCUGACGUCUUUCCUCCGGAUGUCCUAACAUACCACCAAUGCAUAUGCCAUCAAUCCAAACAUAUGCUAGAGCGUAUGCUGUUUUCUACAUGCAGAUGACCUUUUGUGGUGAGGGUGAGUAUUGGACUGAUUUAUCAGUUUUAUCACUUUGCAAUUUUUUCACUCCUCACUCCGACUGACAGGGUAUUCCCGGUACAUCACUAUAAUAUUCGUCUUCACACAUGAUAGUAGCGUCUCUUGUCUCGAGGCACUUUUCUCAAAUAAUCUCGUUCUAAGAAUAAGAAAGAAAUGAAUUUAAGAAAUAUAAAAAUUGUAUGCAAAAUUAAAUCGUCGUAAUAUUUUUAUAAAUGCUUCUGAUUACACAGAACAGAUUUGAUUUACGAGUCGUUCUCAUCAUAAAGGGGGAAAAAAACUGUGCUCUCCACGAUAUUUUAUAGUAUAAAUGUAUUCCAUAAACACACAAGUACACACACUUACAGACAUACACACUAACACACACACGCGUGCCCGUGUGCAUGAUCCCAUCAUCAGAUAUUACUUCACAAUUGUGAAUUUGUCUGCACAUUAUUUACGUUCAAAUAUUUUACGACACCCCCUCUGCUUUAACGCUGUUCUCUAAAAGCAAGGAACUGUGAAUCAUUUCCUUGUUUAAUAUGCCUAUUGUCCUAUCGAUUUUAGCGUAUCUAAGUCUGGUAACGUUGUAAGUGUUUGAAUGUGUCUAGGCUACAUGUUAAUAUGCGUUACAGAUUGUCUGUUGUAAGGAAGGGCAUAGAUUUAGUGAUAUGUAAAUAAAAAUAUAUACAUCAAUGGACAAAUAUUGCGUUAAUUACUGAUGCAAAAUAAUUAACCUAUUCCAUUGACUAAUUUUACAUGGAGUAAGAUAUAAAUAUAAUAUGAGGGUUGAAAAGUUGUAAAGAGUAUACAAUCCCAAAGUGUAAAUGUCUUCUUAAGCUAAAAUAGAAACCAUUGACGUAUCACGAGUGUGAAUGAUGGAGGAAUUCUGAGCUAUGCAACAGAGACAAUAUCAAUAGUUCAUGGUUUAUAAUGACGAUUUAUCUUAUUAUGAAAUAUUGUAAUUAUUCAAAUGCAAUGUCGGAACAAUGAACAUUUCUAAAGUAGCAAACACAGAUUAAUUUAAAUUUAUAUAAUUCAUAUAUAUUUUUAAAAUCAUUUUUGUGAACAACGAAAUAGAUAACUUUUGCUCCAUGUACUCAUAUAAUUUGAGAAGCGCUGAAUUGUAUAUACCCCGAUCUGACUCAAAAGAUUUAACGAUUAAUCAAUAGCCCUUAUGACUGAAAUCAAGUUAUAAGUAUUGGAAAACUUUGCAUUUGUUAAAGAAAGACAUUCGCUUAAUGUGGUACGUUAGUCAGUGAUAUGGUUUUUUGUGGAAGGACAAGUGUGAUUGUUAUUUACUUUUGGACUAUAAGACAUCAAAUGGUUGACCACAGCUCGAAGGAUCUCUUUGUUAACUCUGUGUUGUUCUAGAUUUUUAUCCUACCAAAAACUGAAAUAAACUAUUGAACUUCUUCCACACACUAUUAAAAGAAAGAAAUAAUAAUACAGAAAUUAUUAAUUACUGUACGAGGACGAUUUUCAAAUUAAAUUCUCAAUAUUAUGAUAAAAUGUUCUAUGGAGUUUAUACCGGACAACUUCUAAGGACACAACAAUUAAACUACAGCUACACACCAGAGUUGUUAUAGGAAAAUUUGUAAUAACUGAGAUACUAGAGAUCUGGAAGUAAGCUUAAUAAAGAUUACACUACUUAGGACUAACAUUCAAACAAUAUUUGACAACAUUAUGACUUUGGAAGUGUUAUUGAAUUUUUUAAGAUGUCAGACAAUAAAACGGAAAAGUAUAUCAUACAAAUAUUUCUGCUUUUAUUGAUUGUACUAGCUACAUCAACACCAUCAAUAUCUUUGAGAAGUCAAGGUGAUUGUGAUCCUAACAUUCCAUCAAGACCUGUUCCUCUGCCUCUAAAUUUUGUUGCGGAUGUUGACGGAAUCAAAUCAAAAGUUUGUGGCGAAGGAGAGUAUCUGGACUGGUUUGAAUGUAAACCCUGUGAAGAUGGAACAUUCAUGACACCAAAGAUGGCACAAGAAGGGAAACAUUCAAUUUGUCAGAGAUGUUACGAGACAAGAAUGGUGAGUUCCUGUAAGCUAUAGAAUGGUUGCCUGGUUUUAUUACUGAAAGAGCUUUUCUUGUCCGUAGUUUGGUCAAUAUAAAUUUAAUUGCUUUAAAAAUCAUUAAAACAUUUUUUUGUUAAAAAGAAGACUUUUUAACAAUGACACGUUUAAACGCAUUAGCAUUUCAAUUAAAUAUACAUAAAGUGCAUAACAAAAAGAAAAAAAUAAGAAAAAGAAAAAAAACUUACAUAGUGUCUGUCAGCAGCCUAUGAGGUUAAACGAUUCCAAAUGGUUAUCGACAAACAUAUUUUUUAUAAAUUAAUAUUUGGAACAUAUGUUUUUGCAUAGACUUUCUUUGCAUAACGCAAUUUAAGGAUAUUUCAUUGUUUUCUAAUUUUUAGUGCUUGUAAACACCUCUUUUAAAGGAUGUGUUUUUCUUAUAGGUUUUUAAAUAUAUUAUUUAUAUUCUACUUUUCAGUAAUAAAAUUGUAAUCAUUUAUAUCAUCGAAAAAGAAGAGUUAUUUCCUCUAUGUUUAAAAUCCCCAAAAUCCUAACAUUUAAAUUUUAAAAAAAACGCCUACCCACCCUUCAUGGAACGAAGUAGAUGCGAUGUUGACACAAUUAAAUUUUAAUGAGACAAUCAACUCCUUUUAAGGUGACCACUUUACGAGAAAACGAUCGAAUGAACGAAAAGGUCGCAUGUGGAAAACAAACAAUAACGCUCCAUCCACAAGAUGGAAAUACAAGUAGAAAGAAAAAAACAACAACUUUAAAUAUAGAGUUCAGACAGUAGUUAGUGAGUGGUGAACAAUGACAUUCACCUUCUCUAUUUCCAACCAUGAUUCAAUGUAUAAUCAAAUGUACAGUGCGCCAUUAUUAUUUUUUUCUCACUCUAGUACGAGAUUGUUGUAGAACCGUGCACCAAGACAAGAGACGCUAAAAUCAUGUGUGAUGAAGGAUAUUAUAGGAUUGAAGUACCGGGAAAAGCAUGCCAGUCUGAAUGUAGACGGUGUGACGUGUGUGGUGUUGGUAGCAACAUGUUCAAGAACUUUGAAGUACGCGCAUGUGACGAGUACAAAAGUACAGUAUGCUGUCAUGGUGCUGACAUGGUUGAGGUGAAUGGUGAAUGCAUUCUUCAAACUACAACAACGAUUUUAACAGCGACAACAACAAAAGACACAUCUAUUCCUCACCCUUCACAUUUUUUUACUGAAGUUACACAUUCACAAACUAAUGAAAGUCCUUCUAAUAAGAUUCUAAAACAUAAUUUAACUCUGUUUUUAAUGAUUACAUUGGUGAGGUUGACAUUUAUCUCUGAAUUUCAGCUAUCAUUCUAAUAACAUAGACAUUGGCAAUCAUUGAUUUUUGUGCUUUAGCCAUAAGAACAGUUUCUAGUGGUGUAAACGUGCUUUGCCCUACCUUACUUCAGAGAGAAGAAUUGAAAAAAUGAAGCACCUUCCCUUAACUACCACCACUAUCCCCCCCUGUCACCCAGGCUAGAAUAAAUAAUGAUUUAGAUAUAAAAAAAAUUUGUAGUAAAAAUAUAUAUAUAUUUUUUUUUUAAAAUUUUGAAUACAAGUUCAUUUAUAAUAAUUGUUUAAUUAAUUAUUCUUUUUAUUUUCCUUAAUUUUUCCUCUGUUCAAUUUCUCCCUCCUAUUUUUUUUUUCAAAUCAUCCCUUUGGAUUUCAAUUUAAUUUUUGUCCUUCCUUCUGCCACCCCUGAAAUGUUGCCACCCUGGGUGGUCGUCUCGCCUUAACAGUUAUAAUUUAAAAUUCAACUUCGAAUUAUGACAGUACUAUGGCUUUCAAAAUGUAUUAACUAAAUGUUUCUAUGGAAGGGAUUAGGACUCCAGUGGGCGCUCCAAAUGGUCUACAGCCAGAGAACAUAUGUCUACCUCUGCCACUUAACUUAAACUUUGAGUAUGGGAUUACUUUGAUGAAUUUCCGCCCCCCCCCCCCUUAACAUGUAAACAUAGCUACGCCACUGCCAUGCGCUACUUUUCAAAUUGGCGUUGACAAUCACGAAAUUUAUUUUUCCAUUGGGUGAGCUUGACACAUGAAACGUCCCAUCCAGUUAUUACCGGUAACACUUUAUCUCAUCAUGAAGUACUAGAUGUUAACUUUAUCUCACCAUGAAAUACUAGAUGUUAACUUUAUGUCAUCAUGAAGUACUAGAUGUAAACUUUAUCUCACCAUGAAGUACUAAAAUUUAACUUUAUCUCAUCAUGAAGUACUAGAUGUUAAAUUUAUCUCAUCAUGAAGUACUAGAUGUUAACUUUAUCUCAUCAUGAAGCACUAGAAGUUAACUUUAUCUCAUCAUGAAGUACUAGAUGUUAACUUUAUCUCAUCAUGAAGUACUAGAUGUUAACUUUAUCUCAUCAUGAAGUACUAGAU
Molecule: messenger RNA, 4616 nt
Organism: Lymnaea stagnalis (great pond snail)
Lineage: Eukaryota; Metazoa; Mollusca; Gastropoda; Lymnaeidae
Source: the annotation of a GenBank genome assembly